GACACAUGAUUGGUUGUCAGCUCGCACACAUACGGAUGUCAAUAGUAGAAAGAGUAGAAAACCUACUCUUUAUCUAUCUGGGAAACAAAAAUACUAUAAAAACGGAAUCAACAAAAAAAGCAAAAAAGCAGCUUUGUAGAUAAGAAAUGAGCGGCCCAAAUCUAAAUCUAAGUGAAUACUUCCAAAAUGAUGCUCCGAGUAUGUUUGAUGAAAUAGUUUCAAAUACGGUAUCAACAACUAACACAGAAACAACGAUCGUCACUCCAUCGAACACUGAUAGUUCAAUGACUGCCUCAAAUAUAGAAACAAAUCUUCAAACCGACUUCCAAGCGUUAUCGGUGCAAACAUCGCCAGAGGAUGAUGUGGAAGACAGUGUUCGUGAUAAUUGGAAAGUCGUACAAACCGAUUCAAAUAUUCCACCAAUGCUCACAAUGCCCGGUCUACAAAGUGCAAACGAAUUGGAUGAUCCGGUGAAAGCAGCUAUAAUCUAUUUACUUGGUGAAACGGAAGCAAAUGAGCGUCAAUCGUUGACGAUAUCGGAUGUGAGUGAAGAUGUAAGCGGUAUAAAAAAACUAAUUGCAGCUGGUUCGAUUCGAGCUGCGGCAAAUUUGACAUUUCGUUGUCUAACAACGUACGGACAAGGUUUUGGACGUGCUGGUCAACCAACGAGACAUACUCCACAUUCAUUGCAGCUAUGGUUUACUCGACUUUCAUUGCUCAUCAAACUCGGUGAAUAUGAUUUAUGUAAACGAGAAUCUGAAGCAUUUGGUCUAUUGGAACGACCCGAUAUGUACUAUGAGUUUUAUCCAGAUACCUAUAAUAAUCGCAAAGGAUCGAUGGCUUCAUUUGCAUUCCGUUUGCUAAUCGCAAAAUUACCUUCUUAUUUGGGAUCACACAAAGUCGCAUUAGAUCGACUCACCGAUAUGCUUCUUGUGGCAACCAAAACUAAAGAAACAUAUGCGACCGAAUCAAAUGGAAAAGCCGAAACAUUUUGGUUAAAACGUGAACAAACUAUUCUGCACGAACUUAUAAACUGUGCUCUUGCGACAAAAGAUUUCAGUUUGGCUGAUUAUCUCAUGGAACGUUUAACAACAAUGAAAGGAAUCGAUGCAGAUGGAAUGCGCUCACUGUACUCGUCAUGGGGUCGAAUUUAUUUGCAAUGUGGUGAUGUAUUUGGUGCUGAACGAAAAUUUUCCGAAGCCAGACGUAUUCGCGUGACAAACACAACGGAAUCGGAAACGCGAGACUUUAUCGAUCGUGGUUUAAUAGCGGUUGCCCAAAAUGAUUUCAAAGAGGCAUAUGCGUUCUUCCAAAAAUCAUUAGCUAUCGAACCAACAAAUGCGCUCGUCCUAAAUAAUAUGGCUGUAUGUUUAUUGUAUUUGGGUAAACAAAAGGAUGCGAUUAGCCUAUUUGAGCGCGCAAUAACAGCCAUCGAGCAAAAAGACCUUAGCGAAAGCCUUAUCUUAAAUUUAUGUACGUUAUAUGAGUUAGAAUCAAGUAAUGAUGUUAGCAAAAAAUUGGCAUUGUUAAAACAGAUAAAUCGACGAAAGUCCGAACUUAAUAUCAAUAUUGAAUAUUGUUUAAAAUUACCAACGGGAAACAAAUAAAUCUAUUUUAUUUUUAAAACAUGAGGGAAAAGAAAAUACACAGCAAUAAAUCGAUGA
Contarinia nasturtii (swede midge) is the source of this 1664-nucleotide messenger RNA. Its product is annotated as trafficking protein particle complex subunit 12. The record is from RefSeq and is a predicted model, not a curated record. The transcript is spliced from 6 exons. Gene Ontology annotation, molecular function: protein binding. Gene Ontology annotation, cellular component: TRAPP complex; Golgi apparatus. NCBI's taxonomy places the organism in Eukaryota, Metazoa, Arthropoda, Insecta, Diptera, Cecidomyiidae. The coding region runs from base 147 to 1607 and encodes 486 amino acids.